CAGGACAACGUCAAGAAACAGGGAAAAAAAAAAUCCUGCUGCUAAGUAUCUUCUCUAACUCAGCAGAUAAGUGUGGACUCAAGCACAAGAAAGAGAGUCCACAAACGGAACUAUAGAGACAGAGAGAGGCAGGUUUCUGCGGUGAGGGCACCUUCUCUGUGUAUUCGCUGAGCCUUCUUGGGGGAGUUCAAUUCAGGAGUCCAAGGCCUUGCAGGAAAUUUGAGGCAGCAAAGCCUUCACUAGAGCAAAGUGGUGGUCGUCAAACGAAGUCGAGAUCGUCGACUAUGAACGGCGGGUGCGAAGGUGGUGGCGGCGGUGGCCGGCGGCUUCGAGCAACUCCCACCUUCUUCCUGUUUCUUGCUUCCGUCUGCCUUGCCUUCUUGCUUGCUCCUCAUCCCUCUUCGGCGCAGUCGCCGCAAGUUUUGGAUCCGAAAGAAGUGACUGCUCUCCGGCGGAUUGCUGAGGUGCUGGGCAAGAAGGAUUGGAACUUCAGCGCUGAUCCCUGUAGCUGGUUCCCUCCAAACACAGCCUGGCCUUCUCUUGAAUGCCAAUGCCCUCAAAACUCCACCUAUUGCCACGUUACCAGCAUAGCGCUCACGAAAGAAGGUUUGGCUGGAACACUUCCAAAGGAACUGACAGAGCUCCCCUUCCUUACCCAGUUUAAUGUCACCAGGAAUUAUCUGAGCGGUCCAAUACCUCCGGAGUGGGGCGCCGCCCGACUUGUCAAUCUGACUCUAUAUGGAAACCGCCUAUCGGGUCCUAUUCCAACACAACUUGGAGAAAUGGUCACACUUCAGCAACUAAUACUUGAAGCAAAUCAAUUUUCUGGAGAAAUACCCCCACAUAUUGGAAACUUGAGCAAUUUACAGAAAUUGGUCCUCAGUUCAAACAAUUUUACAGGAGCAUUGCCACAAACUUUGGCCAAGUUGACAAGUAUGACUGACUUUAGGAUAAAUAGCCUUGGGUUGUCCGGGAAGCUGCCUGACUUUAUUGGGAACUGGACACAAUUGCAAAGAUUAGAAAUUCAGGGCACUAAUCUGGCGGGGCCUAUUCCAGCUGGCAUCAGUAAAUUGGAAAAUCUAGUGCAGCUGAGGAUCAGUGACAUAAUUGGAACAAGUACAAAUUUCCCUGAUUUGAGCAGACAAAAAAAAUUAUGGCGCUUGAUAUUGAGGAACUGCUUGCUCUUUGGUCAAAUCCCUGAUUAUAUUGGCCAAUUCAAGAUCCUGAGAAUACUAGAUCUAAGCUUUAACAACUUGACUGGUGGAAUACCAAACUCUUUACAGUCCAUUGAUCGGCUAAUGUUCGUGUAUCUGACAAACAAUAGCUUAUCUGGCGUCAUUCCUGAUUGGAUAAAAAGCACUACAGUUGAAGUGGAUUUGUCAUACAACAACUUCACAUACACUGAUUCUGAUGUAUCAGAUAAUUGUGGGGGCGCAGGAAAAACCAAUUUAGUUGAGAGCUUCCCAGAAGUGCUGACAAAUGAACACAUCAUACAUCCUUGCUUGAGGAAAGCUUCUCCUUGCAAUGCUCGAAAACAAAGACACUCUUCUUUUCAUGUGAAAUGUGGGAGCAGUAAAUCAGUUACCAUUGGCAACACAACAUUUGAAGGAGAUACUGCAAUAAAUGGUGGUGCAGCUUUCUUUCCGAGUCCUCAAGGAAACUGGGCAUUAAGUAGCACUGGAACUAUAAUGGACAAUAAUGAUGACACUGAUGAAUACACCGUCUCCACCAACUCAACACUAUCUAUGCCAAACCCAGACCUAUACAGAACAGCACGAAUUUCUCCACUCUCUCUCAAAUACUAUGGGCUAUGUCUGUGGAACGGACCUUACACAGUGAGGCUUUACUUUUCUGAAAUAGUAAUAACAGAUGACAAAAAUUAUACCAGCUUGGGGAAGCGUAUAUUUGAUGUGUAUAUUCAGGGGAAGCUAGAACUCAAGGAUUUCAAUAUAAAAGAGGCUGCCAAUGGCUCCAACAAGGCCACCGUUCGGACAUUUCAAAGUGUGAACGUAACAAAUAACAUACUGGAGAUUCACUUCUUUUGGGCUGGAAAAGGCACUACAGGAAUGCCAUAUGCUGGAACAUAUGGUCCUCUGGUUUCUGCUAUUUCAGUUGAAUCUGAAUUUAAUCCUCCCAAGGAAGGUAUUGACAGGAAACUUGUCAUCGGCAUUGUGGCCAGUGUGAUGUCUCUCUUCUUGUUGAUAUUCUUGAUCAUUGGCAUACUCUGGAAGAAGGGCAUCCUGAUGCAUAAGCAAGAUGAACUAGAACUUCGGGGGCUCGACCUCCAAACCGGAUCCUUCACCUUGAAACAGAUUAAAGCUGCCACAGCGAACUUCGAUGAAGCUAACAAGAUUGGAGAGGGAGGUUUUGGAUCAGUUUACAAGGGUCAUCUGUCAGAUGGAACUAUUAUUGCAGUCAAGCAGCUCUCUUCCAAAUCAAAGCAGGGUAGCCAUGAAUUUGUCACAGAGAUAGGAAUGAUUUCCGCCUUGCAACACCCAAACCUUGUAAAACUGUAUGGUUGUUGCACUGAAGGGAAGCAAUUAUUACUUGUAUACGAGUACAUGGAGAACAAUUCUCUUGCCAUUGCACUUUUUGGUCCAAGAGAGAAGAGACUGAAACUGAACUGGCCUACACGCCGCAAGAUUUGCAUUGGGAUAGCCAGAGGUCUGGCUUAUCUUCAUGAAGAAUCCACUCUGAAGAUUGUACAUAGAGACAUCAAAUCUACCAAUGUGCUGCUUGACAAAGAUCUGAAUGCUAAAAUAUCUGACUUUGGACUUGCCAAACUUCAUGAAGAUGAGAAGACCCACAUCAGCACCCGCGUAGCUGGAACUUAUGGAUACAUGGCACCUGAGUAUGCCAUGCGUGGUCAUCUGACUUACAAGGCGGAUGUUUACAGCUUUGGAGUCGUUGCUCUUGAGAUUGUUAGUGGGCAGAACAAUGUAAACUUCAAGCAUUUGGGAGAAGGUGCCUACCUUCUAGACUGGGCGUGUAUUCUUCAGCAAACAGGAAAUCUGCUGGACCUUGUAGAUCCUGCUCUAGAAUCAACCCACUCGAAAGACGAAGCCUUAACAAUGCUUAAUGUGGCUCUCCUGUGCACCAAUCCAUCCCCUCUGCUUCGACCGAAAAUGUCCACAGUGGUGAGCAUGCUUGAAGGCCGGGAACCAGUGCAGGCCCCUCUUCCAACCCCAGGAGUAUCAGCUACCGACUUGAGCAGCCGAAUGCAAAAAAUAGCAGAGUGGCAGUGCAACAGUCAGGUCCCGGCGUCCAGCUGUUCCGCAGAAAUGCCAUGGAGUCGAUCCUACGUUUCAGGUCCUAUAGAGGAUGAGAGUGAGCGCGGUCUACCAGAAAGUCUCCAUGAAAUCCCUCCAUCUUCAUAGGCCAACUGCUGUGAGGGAGAUGCCUGAUUGCGUGGAGUUCCCACAGAUGGUGGGCAGCAUUGCGACAGAAACAAGUGGAUACAAAGAACCUUGUUUCUGAAAGAAUACGUAGAUCACGUUCGAGGCAUACCACCAAAACGAUGAAGCUCCAGAACAGAACCCCUUCUCUGUUAUGGGUGUUUUCUUCCUGUGCUUCAACAUACUUCUUGAGGGGAGUGCGGAUUGAGGAAUCAGUUUCUUGCGGCAUGUACCGUUGGCCUUUCCAACUACAGACUGUGUAUAGUUGACCAUACUAAACCUAUGAACAUCGUAUAUGACAUGAUCGAUUGAAUACAAAUUACAAUUUUUUUUUU
Molecule: messenger RNA, 3730 nt
Organism: Nymphaea colorata (pocket water lily)
Lineage: Eukaryota; Viridiplantae; Streptophyta; Magnoliopsida; Nymphaeales; Nymphaeaceae
Product: probable LRR receptor-like serine/threonine-protein kinase At1g07650
Exons: 24
Coding region: 285-3377 (1030 amino acids)
Biological process (GO): protein phosphorylation
Molecular function (GO): ATP binding; protein kinase activity; protein binding
Source: RefSeq, a predicted model, not a curated record